AUAAUUUGCCUUCUACAGGGACUUUUCAAGCAGAAGAUGGGAGCCCAGAGCUGUGGAGCAAAGCCGCUGGACACACAGACAGAACGAUCACUCUGCACCUGUCUCUCCACCUGCUCCUGGCCCCCUCCGCACCAGGGCCAUGUCCGAAAACGACCUGCGCUUCGAGGCCCCCCACCACCGCUGGUCCCCCUCUCUCUCCGUUGCCAGCACUCAGACUCUGAGCGAACUGGACGAAGGAGUUAACCAGAACCUGAGAGAAAAAGCUGCAAAGAAGAAGGCCCCUCCUCCUCCCAGACCCCCGCCUCCCAAAUGGGAACAGUUUCAUAAAAGGAGAGCCUCGCAUCACGCCAUCUACUCCUCUCCUCAAACAGUGACAGGAGCCUUCAGCAGCCAGUCUUCAUUUGAACCAGAAACAUCCAGACAGCGCUCCUAUAGUCUGCCCCCUCGGAGAGAAGAACUCAGCUCCGCCACUACCACAUGUUCAAAGUGCUCUUGUCACCAAAAUCUACCCCAAGAUCAAAAUUUACCUCAAAGUUCAAGAAACAACCACCAAUAUCUAUCCCAAGAUCAAAAUUUAGCCCUGAAUUCAAGAAACAACCACCCAAAUCUACCCCAGGACCAGCCAGUGCCUCAAAGUUUGCACCAAAAUUUGACCGGCAACCAUCAACGAUUUCACCAGACUCAAGAUAUUCAGCGCUAUAGCCAAGUCCCUCCCACUCAAGUUCAAAAUUCUGUCUCCGCCAAUCAGAUUCAAUCCUCUCAUGAAUUGUCCAAUCAUAGCCGGCCUUACCAUCACAUCCCAACCAAUCAAAUUCAAGCUCCUCGUGUGUUGCCGAGUUACAGACAGCUUCAGGAAGUCUCGCCAGCCAAUCAGAUUCAACCGUUGUCGGAUUCCUCCAGUGAAAUCCAACCAUCUCAUGUACAACAUCUAUCAGCCUAUAAACAGCCCACCUACGUCCCACCGGCCAAUCAGCUGCCUCCACUUCAGCUCUCGUCCAAUCAGCUGCAAGAACCUCUCUUCAACAUAGCGCCCCCUAGCCCCAUGUUCUCGCGACGCGGCUUUAGGCCAGUUGCGCCGCCUCAGUGGAACAACAGGGGAAGUGCCAGUGACGAGAUAGAAGAGUUUCCACCUCCUCCUCCACCUGUCGCGGAUGACUUGGAAGACAGUUUUUCCGACUCAGAGACCAACCUAAACCAUGAGCAAAUGACCACAACCCAACCAUUGCACAGGCACGCAGCUGAAUGGGAAAGAACUACAUCUCCCAGGAUUCACAGCGAGACCCCUCCUUCCCCUCCUCCCCCUCCUCCUCCUCCACCUCCUCCUGUUUUUCAGAAUGGAAAUCCAGAAACUCCUGUGUCUUUUAGCGUACAACAAAACCACAAUUUGAAAUCCGAAUGUGAAACUUUUAACAAUGUAAACGGCAUGAUCGAAGCAAAAAACAUCGAAAUCGAAUCAGAGACGACUUUAAGUCCAGCUCAAAGUUUAGAGGCCGAUUUGGAAGCGUUGCCAUUGGAGACGGACAUCGACGAUUUCCAGGAGGAGGCACUUCCUGUGGUGAACGAGCCAAUCGACAGCGAGCUCCCAUGCUUGGCUCUCCCAGUGACGGUGCUGGAGACAGACUUGGACACUUUACCCGAGCACGAGGCCUCUCCUUUGGGUACAGCUCGGCCGGACAGCAGCCUCCUGGAAGAAGAGCUGGAGGUUCGGGAGGAGGGGAGCCUUGAGGAGAUCUUCCCCCAGAGUAGUGAGGGUGAAUCAGGCACGGAAAGCUGGAGAGAGGCCUCCCAAAGCACGGAGCACAACACCGACAGUCUGGACAGGCGCUCUGGUACGAGCUCGAGCUGCUCAUCUUAUUACAGCACGUCCACAGCCAAAGCUCAGCUUCUGUCACAGAUGAAGGACUUCACCGAGGAGAGAGAGAACCAGGACGAACUCAUGUACAAGAAGCAGCUGAUGGAGAGUCUGAGGAAGAAGUUGGGAGUUUUGAGAGAGGCUCAGAGAGGACUUCAGGAGGACAUCAGAGCCAAUGCACAACUAGGAGAAGAGGUGGAGGCAAUGGUGGUGUCAGUGUGUAAACCCAAUGAGGUGGAUAAGUUCAGGAUGUUCAUCGGAGACUUGGACAAAGUGGUCAGUCUGAUGCUGUCUCUGUCUGGACGCCUGCUCAGAGUGGAGACAACUCUGGACACGCUGGACUCCCAGAGUGACCACGAGGAGAGGCUCCCCCUACAGGAGAAGAAACGUCAGCUCAUGCGUCAGUUGUCAGAGGCUCAGGACUUAAAGGAGCAUGUGGAUCGCAGAGAGCAGGCUGUGAGCCGAGUCCUAGGGCGCUGUCUGAGCCCGGAGCAGCACAGAGACUACAGUCACUUUGUGAAGAUGAAGGCAGCUCUCCUGGUGGAGCAGAGGCAGCUGGAGGAUAAGAUCCGUUUGGGAGAGGAGCAGCUCCGAGGGCUCAGGGAGAGUCUGGGUCUGGGGAUGGGGGCGGGGUUUGGGUUAGCGAUGGGCUACGGGCAGUACUGACGCCUGCAGCCAGGGGGCGACUCCUACACCGCACUGAGAGAUAGAACCAGGGCAAAAUAACACAGUGGUUCACCAGCUUUUCACACAAAAGAUUUGACUUUUCUUUUACCAUCACAUCUAAACCAGGUCUAUAACCGGACUAUUCCAAGUCUAAUGUAGGACAAAACCAGGUCUAAAAGUGGACUACGUCAUUUCUGCUGUCCAAGUACCACAGAGCUUGCUUACCACAGUUUGAGAAACAUUAAACUGAUGUAUUUGACUAAGAUGUCUGCAAUAAAUGAAUAAAGAAGGUCCAAACAUAAUAUCUCAUCUCACAUUAAACAAAAACUGGCACAAAGUUUGUCUUGUAUGCCACCUAAACUCCGCCCACAACCACAUUUCAAACACAGCUGCUAACCCGGGAAGUACCUGGAGGACUAAAGAAGAGAAAGAGAGGAGAAGGAGCAGGGUCUGGAGGUAUAACAAACUGUGUGAUUGGUUGGAACAGGUAUCCACAUUUUAAACUCCGCCCCCUGCAGAAAAAUGGACAGAAUGAUCUGGAAAUAAGAGUGAACUUUUCUACUGAGGAGGAGCUGACGACACGAAGAAUGACAUUUUUACACUGAUGGGAACUUCAGAAGGACUUUUACUCAGACUUGACAUCUUAGUGGCCAAAACAACUUAUUUUUGAUCGUAUUUAAAGUGUAUAGUCAAAAUGACUCUGAAUAUUCACUGAUCUUUAAAGCCACAAUAUGUAACUUUUUCAUUUUGUUGACACAAACGCAGGACCAGGAAUAGAACAGAACAUCAAAACUAAACCAGGACUAUACCAAUAUGUAACUUUUUUGCCAAAAAAAUACAUUAAAAUGUUUUUUUAAUUUUUGUGUGUAUUGCACUGACAAAUUUCUUGUACCCUUAUUCUGAGUGGGCUUGCAUCUCCACAAACCUGACUCUUAUUAUCUGGGGAAGGGCCACUUCCUGCUGUUUUCCAUGGAAUUUCAGUUUCUUUGCCUGUAGUCUUCCACAGUAAGACAAAAAAGGUAUCUAUCUCUAUGGAGAAUGUUCUGGAGUAUGACUCGUUUUCCAUGGAAUUAUGCAGGUGACUCACAACUGCCGGGAAAUUACAUACUGUGGCUUUAAUAUUUGAAGUUUUACAUAUAAAACGAUGACUAGUUCAAUGAUGCCCAGUGCUGAGAAUUUUUUUCCUGCGAAACUCUAAAUAUGUCUUAAAACCUUUAUCACUGUAGCUGAUUCUUGUAUUCACCACAUUUACAUUGCCAAAGACACUACUCGCUUUGUUGUUGUUUUUUUAAUCGCUGCUUAAAUAUUUUGGUGCUUCAUUUUCAGUUUUUACAUUUUUUUGAAGUUGUAUUAACCGAUAUUUUUGCUUUAUUUGUAUUUUAUGAAUGUUGCGGGACGACAAGCCUGCCUCUGUUUCCACAUUUGACUCAAACAUUAUUUUCUGAUUGUUUUUAAACGUUACUGUAACUGCUCGAGUGGAGUUUGACACUUCACACUUUUGUACAAACUUGUGUUGUAUUUUUGAAUUGUACAUCCCUUUGUGUAUAUUUGAAAAGACUAGAUUUGAAUGUAAAAAUAUGACAAAAAGUACCAGAAUGAUUGCAUUUAUUGUAUAUUUUGACAAGGACCUAAUGUUGAUCUGAAAUUUGCUGAAAACUGUUAAAAAUUUUUCCAAAUAAGUUCAGAUUUGCAAAAAGUUUUGGGAUCUUAUACGUUCCCAAUUGGUUAAAUUUUCUCUCUAAAAAUUACAGAUAUGUUUUAUAUUUUUGGUAUUAUUUGGUUGUACAUUUAUUUGUAGAGAAUUGACCAUUGCAAAAUUAUGUAGACCAAAUAAAUAUUGUCAGUUGACCUAAAGCUGCACUAUGUAACUUUUCUGGUGGAGAUAUUGCUCAAAAACAUCAAAAACCUCCCUGAAGUUCUGUUUCAUUCACACGUGUUUAACACACAAACCCUGCAUAUUUAAACUGAGAUCUUAUCUUCGCAAACAGACAACGCAUCACACUGUUUCACCUUGUGAUGUGAUGUGGUAAAACAGAGCAUGCUCCACUGUGUUUUUAAAUUCCAUAACCCUUCAGUAUACAAUCAUUAAGAUGAUUUCAGCCCUGGAAUUGCCAGUUUCUACUGAACCAAAGGUAAAAGGAGCUGUUAACUUAAAAACUACCACUUCAUGACAUCACAAGGGUGAACGGGCUGAUAAUAGAUGAUACUUAAACAUGUAAAUGAACCAAAACACAACUCCCAAGUUUUUGAUGAGGUGACAUUAUAACAUGGAUUAAGCUCAGAAAAAUCCAUUUUGUGUAAUUUAGGACCUUUAAAUAUUGUUGGACCUGGCCCUUUUUGCAUUUUAAAGAAGAAUUUUAAAGAAAAAAAUGUUUAAAUUCCAGUUCUUGUAAUUUUAUCAAAAUACUAAAGACUCGUCCAUAUCUUGUUGUUUAAUUUGUACAUAUUUUUAUUGAAUUUUCACCAAACUGGCAGAACUGAAGUUGCUCGAAAGUGAAAUUGUUAAGUAAGUUUGAUGUUGUUUUGUAAAAUGACUUCCUUUUUUAUAACUGCAAAAAAUGUGUACAGAGAAAAAAAAAAACAUAAAUGAUAAUAAUAGUAUUUUAAACAAGCCUGAA
Molecule: messenger RNA, 5136 nt
Organism: Boleophthalmus pectinirostris (great blue-spotted mudskipper)
Lineage: Eukaryota; Metazoa; Chordata; Actinopteri; Gobiiformes; Gobiidae
Product: protein Shroom4
Exons: 8
Coding region: 140-2518 (792 amino acids)
Biological process (GO): actin filament organization
Cellular component (GO): apical junction complex; cortical actin cytoskeleton; adherens junction
Molecular function (GO): actin filament binding
Source: RefSeq, a predicted model, not a curated record